GAGACCCCGAGUCUGUCUCACAUUCACUCUUCUUUCUUCCACAGCUUCUUUUCUCUCUGUAACGAAAAUGUAUUCAACUAGCCACUUUCUUGUCUUCACUUUCAGUCUUCUUCUAGCUUCCACCGUCACUGUCUCUCGCACCAUCUCACCAGAACCCACCACAUCCCUCCUCGAUGUCUCCGUCGCUCUUCAGCAAACAGUCGCUAUUCUCUCCAUUGAACCGCUCGUUCAACAAACCCUUUCCUUCUCCUCAGUCAACUCCUCUUCUUCUUCUUCUUCUUCUUUGUUUUCACUGCCGCUUCACUCUCGUGAAACUGUCUUCAAAACCCAGCACAAAGACUACAAAUCCUUACUCCACUCUCGACUCGCCCGUGACUCAGCCCGAGUUGAUUCUCUCCUCACUAAACUCCAACUCGCUCUCAAUGGGAUAAACGGACAAGACCUCAAGCCCCUCGAGAACCAGAUCCUCCCCGAGGAUUUGUCCACUCCCGUCGUGUCUGGGAUAAGCCAAGGGAGCGGUGAGUAUUUCUCUCGGGUCGGAGUCGGGUCUCCGCCUAAACAGUUCUACAUGGUUCUCGACACUGGCAGUGACAUUAACUGGAUUCAGUGUCAACCUUGUUCCGAUUGUUAUCAACAAUCUGACCCGAUUUAUGACCCGAGUUUGUCCUCGACGCAUCGUGCUGUCUCUUGUAACUCUCCUCAGUGUGGAGCUCUCGACACUUCUGCUUGUAGAGGAAGCAGCUGCCUCUAUCAAGUGUCUUAUGGCGAUGGGUCUUUCACCGUCGGUGAAUUUAUCACCGAAACGGUGUCGUUUGGGAACAGCGGGGCCAUACAAAAUGUUGCUAUAGGAUGUGGUCACGACAACGAAGGGUUAUUCGUGGGAGCUGCCGGUUUGCUUGGCCUCGGUGGUGGCGAGCUCUCACUCACUAAACAAGUUAAAGCGACGUCGUUUUCUUACUGUUUGGUUGAUCGGAAUUCGGACAAAUCGGGUAAUCUCGAGUUCAACUCGCCGUUUCCCGCAAACUCGGUCUCAGCCCCGUUGCUCAAAAGUACAAAAAUUGACACAUUCUACUACGUGGGGCUCAGCGGGUUCAGCGUUGGAGGCCAGAGGGUUCAAAUCCCACCGUCCGUUAUCGAAUUGGACCAAUCCGGCAACGGUGGAGUCAUUGUCGACUGUGGAACCGCCGUAACUCGGUUACCGACUCAGGCUUAUAACGCACUCCGUGACGCGUUCGUGAAAUCCACGUCGACAUUAAAAUCUACAAAAGGCUACGCAUUAUUCGACACGUGUUAUGAUUUUUCUGGAUUAUCUAGAGUGACUGUGCCGACGGUGUCGUUUCAGUUCACGGGUGGAAAUUCCCUGGAUUUACCAGCCAAGAAUUAUCUCAUCCCAGUGGACUCUACUGGGACUUUCUGUUUUGCCUUCGCCCCAACGACGUCGUCUAUGUCAAUUAUAGGCAACGUACAACAACAGGGCAUUCGUGUCAAUUUCAAUUUGGCUAAUAAUCGUGUGGGGUUCACUCCUCGGAGUUGUUGAAAAUUUGAAACUUUUCAGAGGGUAAUUUAAUUUUGAAAAAUCGUUACUUGGGUAUUUUCCGCUACGGUUAAAUGUAGGAUAAUGAAAUGCAAGUACUAGAUCUGGCGGGUGGAUGAAAGUGGGAUCCACCUUAAUAAAUAGCAACUAUCACAAAGCCAAUGGGCGUUUUAUGGAAUCCAUAAAUCAUACAUUUGAAUGGCAUGUAUAGUAAAUAUAACGAAGAUUAGUGGCAAGAGUAAUUGUACGUGAUUGUCUUAAAAUAAUAUUAAUGUUUGAAUUAUUUUUGGGAAA
Molecule: messenger RNA, 1828 nt
Organism: Mangifera indica (mango)
Lineage: Eukaryota; Viridiplantae; Streptophyta; Magnoliopsida; Sapindales; Anacardiaceae
Product: protein ASPARTIC PROTEASE IN GUARD CELL 1-like
Exons: 1
Coding region: 68-1537 (489 amino acids)
Biological process (GO): proteolysis
Molecular function (GO): aspartic-type endopeptidase activity
Source: RefSeq, a predicted model, not a curated record